ACGAGCUAUUUUUCACAACAUGUGUUGAUACUCGACGACCGAUUCUUGCAAGCGUGGACAGCGACUGUCAAAGAUUUGACGAUUGCUGUUAUGGAUUAACACUAGAUCUAGGUCUAGGCUACGAGACAAGAAUCAAUACCAAAAAGCGUGAUGAAGUUUGCUUAUCAGUUUUCAAACCUCCUGGGGUCCGUGUACAGAAAGGGAAAUAUCACAUUCACUCCAGAUGGAAACAGUGUCAUAAGCCCUGUUGGUAACAGGAUUUCCAUCUUUGAUUUGAAGAACAACAAGUCUCAAACACUGCCAGUUGAAACUCGGGUAAAUGUUACCUCCAUUGCCGUGUCCCCUGAUGGUCGCAUUGCCAUACUUGUCACUGAAGAGGGUGAAGGUCUCCUGGUGAGCUUGGUCAGCCAGAGUGUGUUAGGCCAUUAUCAUUUUCAUAAAGAGGUCCGCCAAGUCCAGUUCUCCCCCGAUGGAAGCAAAUUUGCUGUGGUUAAAGACACUGUGGUACAAGUUUUUUACGCCCCUGGAAAAACGAGGGAAUUUAACCCGUUUGUGUUGUACCGCACCUACCCUGGACAUGUUGAUGAGGCUGUUUGUCUGGACUGGACCUCGGACUCAAGGGUGCUGUGCACUGGGUCAAAGGAUCGCAGGACAAGGAUCGUGGCCACACAGAGACUCAAAAACCUCAAUGUGUACGAUCUGGGUGGGGUCAGGGACACAGUCAUUGGUGCUUUCUUUGCACUCAACUCCAUGGACAUCUACUGCGUGGCCCGAGAUGCUUAUGUCUUUGUGUGGAAAUGUGACACAAAGCUUUCUGAUCUGGAGCCCUGGGUAGAGGAAAUCUCAAAGAAUAAAGAAGAUGAAGAUGAGGAUGAUGAUGAUGCCGAUGAAGAUACUGGAUCUAAAAAAAAGUCCAAAAAGAAACGGAAAAUACCUGAAGCAGAACCUGAACAAGGAAAAGGUAUUAUAUACAGUGGUGGUGGCAAGUUCAGUUUCCGGGAAGCUCGCAAAGACACAGGAUUCUGCGAAGUGACCACAGCAGCUUUCCACAAGGCUUCUCAUCUCCUUGUGACUGGGUUUGAAGAUGGGACAUUCUUCUUACACGAGAUGCCUGAUUUCAACAUGAUUCAUUCACUGAGCAUUUCAGAGCAGAGUGUGAACUCAAUGGCCAUCAACAACUCUGGAGAGUGGAUCGCCCUGGCCUGUGGCAAGCUUGGACAGCUGUUGGUGUGGGAGUGGCAGUCGGAGUCGUACGUGCUCAAGCAGCAGGGCCAUUUCAACGACAUGACGUGCAUCACAUACUCUCCAGAUGGACAGAACAUCGUCACUGGGGGUGGAGAUGGAAAGGUCAAAGUAUGGAAUUCUUUCUCAGGAUUUUGUUUUGUGACCUUCACUGAACAUGUGGGUGAGGUGACUGGUGUCAAGGUCACACAGAAUGGGAAGAGUGUCCUGUCUAGCUCCAUGGAUGGAACAGUCAGAGCCUUUGACUUGACGCGGUACCGUAACUACAAGACUUUGACAUCCCCCAAACCAGAUCAGUUCUCUUGUCUUGCCGUGGAUGGGGCUGGUGAGAUUGUGUGUGCUGGGGGCACCACGGAGUUCAUGAUCUAUGUUUGGACUAUGAAGACAGGACGGCUGCUGCAGACGCUGGCUGGCCAUGAGGGACCCAUCAGUGCCUUGGAUUUCAGCCAAUCAGAUGGGGUCCUGGCUAGCGGCUCUUGGGACAAGACUGUGAAGCUGUGGGGCAUCUACGAACAGGCUGGCAUGAGGGAGACCAUUGACCUCAACUCUGAUGUGCUGGCUUUGACUUUCAGGCCUGAUGGCAAAGAGUUUGCAGUUGCCACCCUCAAUGCCCAUGUUACAUUUUGGGACACAGUGUCUGCUCAACAGAAGGGAACCAUUGAGGGUCGGCAUGACCUUGGCUACUCCCGCAAAGAUGCUGACAAGGUUUCAGCAAAGACAUCUGCAGAGGGAAAAGCCUUUGAGACAUUGUGCUACAGUGCCGAUGGUCACUGCAUCCUGGCAGCUGGACGCUCCAAGAAUGUCUGUAUCUAUUCUGUGUCAGACCAGCUGCUGAUGAAAAAGUUUGUCAUUUCCUGCAACCACUCGCUGGAUGGUAUUGAGGAAUUCUUGGACAGAAGGAAGAUGACGGAGUGGGGCAGUCUUGCCCUAGUGGACACUGGGCAGGGAGAUGAGAAGGGCUCAGCUAUCUCUCUACCUGGUGUGAAGAAAGGGGACCACAGCUCUCGCCACUGGAAGCCUGAAGUGCGAGUCUAUUCCCUGCAGUUUUCACCCACAGGUCGAUCGUGGGUGGCUUGUUCGACGGAAGGUCUCAUGGUGUACUCUCUGGACCAGGGGGUCGUGUUUGACCCGUUCGAGCUGGACAUGGACAUCACGCCAGCCAGCGUGAGGAGGACCCUGGGCAAGGGGGAGCAUUCGGCGGCCUUGAUGCUCAGCUUUCGGCUCAACGAGCAGAGCUUGAUACAGGAGGUGCUGGAGGCAAUACCAGUGGACAGUGCUGAUGUCAUCAUCGAGUCCUUGCCUGAUACGUACGUGGACAAACUGCUGGCAUUCAUGGGUCACAUGAUUGAGAGCUCCGCACACAUUGAGUUCUAUCUCUUGUGGCUCCUCCCCUUGCUCACAGCUCACGGGCCCAAGUUGAAGCAGCGAUCGCAAUCGGUGAUGUCAUCCCUGCGAACUCUGCAGAGAAAUUUGACCCGCAAAUACGAGGAUCUGAGGAAAAUCGCUGACCACAACAAGUACUUGUCCCAGUACCUGCAGUCUCUUUCACAACUGAAGAGAAAGAAACCCUCAGGUGCAGUGGCGAAAGAAGUUGGUCAAGACUCUGACGAAGAUGAUGAUAGUGAGGACGAGAAUUUGAAGGAGUUGGCAUGGAGAGAAGGGAGCUCGGAUUCUGAUAGCAGCAUGGAUAUCUUGUAAAUAAUAAAAUAUUGUUCUAAGGCCUAAAA
Messenger RNA from Aplysia californica (California sea hare), 2969 nucleotides. Its product is annotated as periodic tryptophan protein 2 homolog. Lineage: Eukaryota; Metazoa; Mollusca; Gastropoda; Aplysiida; Aplysiidae. Gene Ontology annotation, biological process: ribosomal small subunit assembly; maturation of SSU-rRNA from tricistronic rRNA transcript (SSU-rRNA, 5.8S rRNA, LSU-rRNA). The transcript has 19 exons. The record is from RefSeq and is a predicted model, not a curated record. Gene Ontology annotation, molecular function: protein binding. The coding region runs from base 151 to 2940 and encodes 929 amino acids. Gene Ontology annotation, cellular component: Pwp2p-containing subcomplex of 90S preribosome; small-subunit processome.